This is a messenger RNA of Mycena indigotica, 819 nucleotides long. RefSeq lists its product as uncharacterized. The coding region runs from base 1 to 819 and encodes 272 amino acids. The transcript has 4 exons. NCBI's taxonomy places the organism in Eukaryota, Fungi, Basidiomycota, Agaricomycetes, Agaricales, Mycenaceae. The record is from RefSeq and is a predicted model, not a curated record.
AUGAACACUCCAACCAAUUCUCCGCUUGACAACUCACAAUCACCGCCCGACAAUCCACAUGGAACACUCGAAGAACUUGCCCAAGGCUACCUGAACUCGAUAGAAUCUCAACGUGUCAUUGCGAACGCGAGUAUGCACCACAUUCAAUCCCUCAAGAAUGCCCUUGCUGGUGCACAAGACGAGCUUUCAAAAGCGAACGAAGCGACUGCUAAGGCUAAGGCUGAGUGUGAGGAGGCGAGAAAGGAGGUCUGGAAGCAGGCAGAUGCGGCAAGAGUAGAGCGUGAAGAAGCAAGGAACGACAUUCGCAAAGCCCACGAAGAGGCAGACAAGAAGGUCGAACGCAUGCGAGCUCAAGUCGACGAACUUCAAUCCAAACUCCAGGCAACACAUGCGGAACUUCGCGAUUUUGACUGGCUUGGUGCUAAAUACGCGGCGCUGAAAGAGCAGUAUGCUGUAGCGCAGGACGAACUCAAGGAAUACAGAAGACAGUCUUUGCCCAGAGUCCGCUCCCCCAUCUUGUCUCCAUUGCAAUUCCCAUUACCUGCGCGUCCUACCAGUCAGAUGUCUGACGUUGUCAGGCUCGAGCGAUCCACAUACGAUCGCCCAGCUCCCAAGACUCCAAACUAUAGCUAUUCUCGGUCAAGCACGACACCCUUGACCUCCGAAAAGUCCAAAGACCCGCGCAUCCGUGAUCAAGACUGCGUAUUCACGCCUCGCACGGUCGAUGUCGAAAUGGCCUUUGACUAUGAACCCAACGCGAAGCUAGGACCAGAAACUGUUGAGGUCCAAUAUUUGGCAAUCUCACUGUCUUUUCUUUAA